Prorocentrum cordatum is the source of this 3095-nucleotide messenger RNA. NCBI's taxonomy places the organism in Eukaryota, Dinophyceae, Prorocentrales, Prorocentraceae. The record is from the annotation of a GenBank genome assembly.
AAGCCUUUUCGGCUCAGGCGGUUUUGGCCCAAAGGGGCGCCUCAGCACACCUCCCCUCGCCACUCUAGGGGGAGGAAGGCAGCGGGCGAAGAAUGGCGCCCCCUCGCAGGAUGCUCCUGUGCGGCCUCCUGCUGGCCGCGUCCUGUGGGCGCGCCCGCGCCGAGGACGAGGCCGCCGCGGGGGAGAAGGUGGUCGACGGCUUCUCCGCGGCAGACAGGAAUGCGAUGCAGGACGGGGCGGAGAAGCACGAGUUCCAGGCUGAGGUCAGCCGUCUCAUGGACAUCAUCAUCAACUCCCUGUACACCGACAAGCAGGUGUUCCUGCGCGAGCUGAUCUCCAACGCCGCUGACGCGCUGGAGAAGGCCCGGUUCCACAGCGUCCAGGACGACAGCUACCUCGGUGACACCAAGGACCUCGAGGUCAAGAUCGAGAUGGACCCAGAUGGCAAGACGCUCUCCAUCCAGGACUCCGGCGUGGGCAUGUCGAAGGCCGACCUGAUCAACAACCUCGGCACCGUCGCCAAGUCCGGAACGACGAAUUUCCUGGAGGCGAUGGCCGAGGGGGCGGACACCAACCUCAUCGGCCAAUUCGGAGUCGGCUUCUACUCCGCCUUCCUGGUGGCGGACAAGGUGUCAGUCACAUCCAAGUGCAACGACGACCCAGUGCAGCACGUCUGGGAGUCCAGCGCGGACGCCUCCUUCACCGUAGUCCCUGACCCCCGCGGGAACACGCUCGGCCGCGGAUCGCGCGUUACCCUGCACUUGAAGGAAGACGCACACGACUACCUCUCCGAAAGCAAGCUCAAGGAUGUCGCGAAGAAGUACUCACAGUUUAUCCAGUUUCCCAUCUACGUCAAAGUGAAAAAGGAGGUCGAGGCGGAGGCCGACGAGGAUGAUGAAGACGAUGACAAAGAUGAUGAGGACGAAGUCGAAACUAAGGAUGACGAGGAGAAGGAAGAGGAGGAGAAGGAGGAGAAGAAGCCUGAGAAGAAGACAGUGUACGAAUGGGAGCAGGUGAACACACAGAAGGCCAUCUGGCUGCGCAACAAGGAAGAUGUGACCGAGGAGGAGUACUCGGAGUUUUACAAGAGUAUCUCGAAGGACUACCUUGACCCGCUGGCGUACACUCACUUCAACGCUGAGGGGGAGAUCGAAUUCAAGUCCAUCCUGUACCUGCCAAAGAAGGCUCCUUUCGACAUGAUGGACAACUACUGGCAGAAGAAGUCCGAGGUGAAACUCUUCGUCCGCCGUGUUCUCGUGGCGGAGAAGUUCGACGAGCUGCUGCCGAGGUACCUCAAUUUUGUCCGCGGCGUCGUGGACUCCGACGACCUGCCGCUGAACGUGUCUCGCGAGCAGCUGCAGCAGAACAAGAUCAUGAAGGUGAUCUCCAAGAAGCUCGUGCGCAAGGUGCUUGAGCUGAUGAAGAAGCUGUCGAAGGAGGAGGAGUCUGGCGACGACGAGGAAGAGGAGGGCGAGGAAGAAGAGGAGAAGAAGGACGACGAGACAAAGGAGGAAAAGAAAGAGAAGAAAGAUGACGAGGAGGGAACGUUCACAAAGUUCUACAAAGAGUUCAACAAGAACCUGAAGAUGGGCUGUUACGAGGACGACUCGAACCGAUCAAAGCUUUCCAAACUGCUGCGCUUCCUGACCACCAAGUCCGAUGGUAAGGAAAUCAGCUUGGACAAGUACCUGGAUCGUAUGCAGGAAAGCCAGGAGAGCAUUUACUACAUGUCUGGGGACUCAGAGGAAACAAUGAAAAAGGCCCCCGCCCUCCAGAUCUUCAAGAAAAAAGACCUGGAGGUGCUCAUGCUGUCGGACCAUCUUGACGAGCCUUGCAUCCAGAAGCUGGCAGAUUACGAGGGGAAGAAGUUCGUGUCGAUCCAAAAGGCAGACGUGAAACUCGACGAGUCGGAGGAGGAGAAGAAGAAGUUCACUAAGGUCAAGGACAUGUACAAGCCUCUCACUGAUUGGUGGAAGGAGACGCUCACCACACUUACUGAGAAGGGUGCGAUGAAGGAGUCUGGGGUAAAGAUCGAGAAGGUGGAAGUGUCGAAGCGUUUGACCGAUUCUCCAGUGGUUGUGGUGACGUCGCAGUUCGGCUACUCAGCGCAGCAGGAGAGGGUCAUGAAGGCCCAAGCGUUCCAGAACAAGGACCAGAUGUCCAUGAUGGCAGGCCGCAAGACCCUGGAGAUCAACCCAAACCAUCCGGUCGUCGCAGACUUGCUGGCAAAGGUGAAGGCCAAUAAGGAGGACUCCUCGGCUGUGGACACGGCGCAGGUGCUGUUCCAGACUGCGUUGAUCGAGUCUGGCUACGACAUCGCCGACCCCUCCGCACUGGUCAACCGCGUAUACCGGCUAAUGUCCAAGGAGCUGGGCGUGGACCCGGAUGCGCCCCUGAAGGAGGUGGAGGUGCCAGACGAUGAGGAAGAAGCAGAGGAGGAAGAAGAAGACGACAAGGACGAGGACGAUGAAAAGGGCAAGAAGGAGGAGCUGUGAUCUAGUUUUUCUCGGCCGAUCGAUGAGUCUAUACUCGAGGUCCCCAUGCCGGGCGUUCCCGUUGAGGCGGCGAGCGCAUUCCAAGUUUACGCUCCCGAGUAGGUUUCUCAGAAGGCGCUCUCCGUCUCUCUCUCUCUCUCUUUAUCUAUCUAUCUCUCUCUCUCACUCUCUCUCUCCCCCUUCAAUUCUCUAUCCAUCUCCAGCUCGUGAUCCUUCUCAUUUUCCAUGUCCGUGCCAGCCCUGGUGACCAGGACAUCCGAUGGGUUGUGUAUGCUUUGGUGCUUAUUGUUUCAAUCCGCGGGCCCUAGAGGUUUCAUCCUCAGGGACGGUUUUCAUUCCGGAUUUCUGGUUGUUGGCCUCGGGGCCCAAAAACGCUUCCAGAUGCCAAAUUAUAAGAACCAUGUCGAGAUUGUUAGAGCAGCAGCCCGCCCGAUGUCCGAAUACGUGCCCCAGAUUUGUGGGAAAACCCAAAGACUGUGCCCAGUCCCAGCCUGCGCUGCUGUGCUGCCCACCUCGGGUUGGUUCUGGCGCUCUUCGCCUGGGCAACCAUAGACUGGCGGCAAGCUAUACCACACGGCGGCGCCGCUCCCCGCAGCAAAA